Molecule: messenger RNA, 3485 nt
Organism: Pogona vitticeps (central bearded dragon)
Lineage: Eukaryota; Metazoa; Chordata; Lepidosauria; Squamata; Agamidae
Gene: ANO2
Product: anoctamin 2
Biological process (GO): chloride transmembrane transport
Cellular component (GO): plasma membrane
Molecular function (GO): intracellularly calcium-gated chloride channel activity; protein dimerization activity
Source: RefSeq, a predicted model, not a curated record
GGACCACACCAGGAGGGAUGCAUUUCCAAGACUGCAAGAGGAAAGUGGACUAUGUCUUAGCUUAUCAUUACCGAAAGCGUACUUCACAACCUGGUGAUGGUUCUCCAGGCCCCUUGCGUAGAGCUGGAUCUUUGGCUAUUAUUUCUAAUGGGGACACUGCCAAAAACCAACCUGAACAACAACAAGAGCAGCAUCAGCAACAUGGCCAAGAUAUGCACAGUCUGGAUGCUGAGGUCAUUGAUUUGGGUCCAUUGGAUGCUUUAGAGGAAGCAAAACAGGAGCAGAGGAAUGAAUUUGAACACAACCUGGUGGAAGCUGGUUUGGAGAUAGAAAAGGAUGUGGAGAAUAAGAGCCAAGGACUGAGUUUUGUCCGGAUACAUGCACCAUGGAAUGUGCUUAGUCGAGAAGCGGAGUUUCUUAAAGUGAAAAUGCCCACAAAAAAGACUUACGAAAUAAAAGAAGAAGGAGGAAUUCUCAAGAGGCUGACUAAAAUAUGGCACAAAAUUACAGAACCUUUGCAGCCCAAAGUGCCACAGAAAAACACCACCAGGGUGAAGAACUUGUCUUACCCUUUUUCCAGAGAAAAAAUCUAUUUAUACAACAUUCAGGACAAAGACACGUUUUUUGACAAUGCUACUCGCAGUCGAAUAGUACAUGAAAUUUUGAAGCGGACAUACAGUACAAAAGCCAAAAAUAGCAUGGGUAUUAAUACAUUAAUAGCAAACAAUACAUAUGAUGCGGCUUAUCCCCUUCAUGAUGGUGAAUAUGAAGGUGAAAAUGAAGAAAUGAAUGAUAGAAAGCUGCUGUAUCAAGAGUGGGCACGAUAUGGAGCAUUUUACAAGUUUCAGCCUAUUGACCUCAUAAGAAAGUAUUUUGGAGAAAAAAUUGGAAUGUAUUUUGCCUGGCUGGGCUUAUACACAGAGUUUCUUAUUCCAUCUUCAGUAGUUGGAGUCAUAGUGUUCCUGUACGGCUGUGUAACCAUUGAAAGUGAUAUUCCUAGCAAGGAGAUGUGUGACCAGCAUAAUGCCUUCACCAUGUGCCCUCUCUGUGACAAGACAUGCGACUACUGGAACCUUAGUUCAGCUUGUGCUACAGCACGUGCCAGCCACUUAUUCGACAAUCCUGCCACUGUCUUCUUCUCCAUUUUCAUGGCACUCUGGGCCACAAUGUUUCUUGAGAACUGGAAACGUUUACAGAUGAGAUUGAGUUACUUCUGGGACCUAACUGGCUUGGAAGAGGAAGAAGAACAUCCCAGACCAGAGUAUGAAACCAAACUACUACAGAAGAAAUCCAAAACUGAAAAAAGCAAAAUAAUCAGUCAAGAUAAGGAUGAAAAGGAGAAGUUGACCUGGAAAGACCGUACACCUGGAUAUCUAGUGAAUUUUGCUUCAAUCUUAUUCAUGAUUUCAUUGACAUUUUCAUUAGUUUUUGGUGUGAUUGUCUACCGGAUAACUACAGCAGCAGCACUGUCCAUGAGUCCCAAUGAGUCAACUAGGUCAAACGCUCGAGUGACUGUGACAGCCACUGCUGUCAUCAUCAAUCUUGUUGUGAUACUUAUCCUAGAUGAGAUUUAUGGAGUGGUUGCCAAAUGGUUGACAGAAAUGGAGAUACCAAAAACAGAAAAAGCCUUUGAGGAGAGGUUAAUUUUGAAGGCUUUCCUGCUGAAAUUUGUUAACUCUUAUGCGCCAAUUUUUUAUGUGGCCUUUUUUAAAGGAAGAUUCGUCGGUCGACCUGGACAUUAUAUGUAUGUGUUUGCUGGUUACCGUAUGGAAGAGUGUGCUCCAGGAGGCUGCCUAAUGGAACUCUGCAUUCAACUGAGCAUUAUAAUGCUGGGGAAACAGCUGAUCCAGAACAAUAUCUUUGAAAUUGGAAUCCCUAAAUUAAAAAAGCUGUUCCGUAAGCUGAAGGAUGAGAGGCCAGAGAAAAAGGAAAGCGAUUCUAACCCUUCUAAGCAACCUCAGCAGUGGGAACUCGAUUAUGUCCUGGAGCCAUUCACUGGACUGACUCCUGAAUACAUGGAAAUGAUCAUACAGUUUGGCUUUGUCACACUCUUUGUUGCUUCAUUUCCUCUGGCCCCAGUGUUUGCCCUGCUGAACAAUGUCAUUGAAGUUCGGCUUGAUGCCAAAAAGUUUGUCACUGAGUUAAGAAGACCUGACACUGUAAGAGCAAAAGAUAUAGGGAUUUGGUUUAACAUUUUGAGUGGCAUUGGAAAAUUUUCAGUUAUAAUUAAUGCCUUUGUCAUUUCUGUUACUUCUGAUUUCAUUCCACGCCUUGUCUAUCAAUACGCAUACAGUCAUAAUGGAACUUUGCAUGGCUUCAUCAAUCACACCCUCUCAUACUUCAACGUCAGUGAUUUUAAGGCUGGAACCCAGCCAGAAAACUCACCAUUUGAACAAGAGGUUUCCUUUUGCAGAUUCAAAGAUUACAGAGAACCACCAUGGUCAGAAAACCAAUACGAAUUUUCUAAGCAGUACUGGGCUGUUUUAUCUGCUCGUUUGGCAUUUGUCAUUAUUUUUCAGAAUCUAGUAAUGUUCCUCAGUGUGCUUGUUGACUGGAUGAUUCCAGACAUUCCCAAGGAUAUCAGUGAACAAAUCAAGAAGGAGAAGAGUGUGUUGGUUGAUUUCUUCUUGAAGGAAGAACAUGAAAAAUUGAAACUAAUAGAGAACUUUAUAAUGCAUGAUAAGCGAAGGAGCCGAGGUGAGACAAGAGGAAGAAGAAACAGGGCUGCAAGUUUCUGCCAGUUCAGUCGCAGUAAACAAGGCAGCUGUACCUCUUUUAGUUCACAGCAUACUGAUGUGUAAUCCUUCAAAGGCAUAUCGACCCCACAGACGAAGACUCACUCCAUUUCCCCAGAGAAAUCAGGAGCUGGAGUACCACAGGGAAUGGCCUUGUGAUUGGUACCUGAAGCUUUUCAUUAGUUUCAUCAUGCAACAGUUCUCAGAAUUCUUUGGGAAGGAAGGCCAUAAUAUUUAAGCUAAUAUAAAGCAGACACAAAUUUUAGUAUAGGUAUGCCUUAAGAGGAAUCACUGUCUUUACAAAGCAUAUGCAAUAUUUGUAUACUUAUUAUGUGAUGGAAUCUUGAAGAAGGGAUGGUGAAUUUAUUGGGAGGAGCAGAGUGGAUAUAGAUCCAUGGAAGAAGGGGAUACUGAUUUUCAGAAACUUCAGGUUUCAUUUUUUAUAAAAUAUUUUCUUAGUUGACAAACCUCAAAAUGCACUAGUAGUAUAUUUAUGACACAGACCUAGCCUGUUUGUAUGUAUCAAUUCAAUUACCAUGGCUCUUUUGCCUCCUGAGGAUUAUGGGUUGGUGAGAGUGCUCAUAAUCUAGCUGCUCUUCUGUCACAGAAUUUCUUGAGAUUCCUAAGAUUAAAUUUCAGGGUUCUCUGAAGAUGAAACUGCUAGCAAAUCAGUUUAUGUCAUUGGUGUAGAUAUACCACAAGAGUGGACAGAACAUAUUGAUGGUUGAAGUGCCUGGGUUAGAAAUAUAA